This is a messenger RNA of Kwoniella mangroviensis CBS 8507, 1371 nucleotides long. Its product is annotated as mitochondrial 54S ribosomal protein uL2m. Bases 1 to 1371 code for a protein of 456 amino acids. The transcript has 4 exons. The record is from RefSeq and is a predicted model, not a curated record. Gene Ontology annotation, cellular component: ribosome; mitochondrial large ribosomal subunit. Gene Ontology annotation, molecular function: structural constituent of ribosome; RNA binding. Gene Ontology annotation, biological process: mitochondrial translation. NCBI's taxonomy places the organism in Eukaryota, Fungi, Basidiomycota, Tremellomycetes, Tremellales, Cryptococcaceae.
AUGGCAUCGUUAUCUCGCUCAGCCACCGUCGCUCGAUCAGCGACUCGAUCUUCCCUCGCUUCCACAUCCCGUCUAGUGGUUGUACGAGGAUACGCUACCCCUUCUACAGUCAAGAACGAUGAAGGUCAACAGAUGAUGUUUGGUGGACCACCACCCAAGAGAAAACAUGAAGGUGCAGUGCUGAAGACUUACACCGGGAAAGGAUACCCUUUUAUCCCUUCUUUACGUCACGUCGUCUACCCCUUCCAUCCUCACUUACACAAAGGCGGCCCUCUACGAGAAUUGACCAUCCCCUUACGACGAAAGGGUGGACGUAAUAAUACAGGUCGAAUCGUAAAUCGACAUGUAGGUGGAGGCCACAAGCGAAGAUUAAGGACAGUCGAUUUCCACAGAGUAGAAGGUGGUCAACAUGAUGUGAUUAGAAUUGAAUACGAUCCAGGAAGAUCUGCCCAUAUCGCUUUGAUCAAGAAACGAGGUUCAUCCUCGAGUGCAACCGGUGUAGAUGGACUGGGUAGUAUAGAAGAGAUUGAAGAAGCUUUGAAAGAGGAGAAUCGAAAUACUCAAAAAUCACUUGACGCAGUCAAAGCUGGAUAUAGUUAUAUAGUAGCUCCUGAAGGAUUAAGAAAACGGGACGUGGUGAUUUCCUAUAGAAAAGGUAUACCUCAAAGUUUGAUCAGACAAUUCGAUAAUACCUCUUCUAUUUCGGGUGCGGGAAUCAGUGUGAUUGAAGAGGAAGAAGAUAAAGUAGGAGCAACCGAUACACCCGAAAUGAGAAGAGCUUUAGGUCUAUUACGAACUGUUACUCUCAAACCUGGAAAUGUUCUUCCCUUAUUCCUCAUCCCCCCCGGCACUCAGGUACAUAAUCUUUCAUUAACGACCGAUGGGAAAAUGCAACUGUGCAGAUCAGCUGGAACGUUCGCUCAGAUCGUUUCUCAUCAAUCAUCGGAUGGAAGAUCAAUUGGUGGUGCCGAGGUAUUGACGAUGGGAGGAGGGUUCGAUGAGAAUGGUCAGAGAUUACCUAAAGCAGGGUAUGUUUUGGUCAAGAUGCAGUCUGGAGAAGUUAGGAAGUUGGAUCCUGGUUGUGUAGCUACGAUAGGUGUGGUAAGCAAUAAAGAACAUCAAUCCCGAUCACUAGGUAAAGCAGGUCGAUCUCGAUGGAUGGGUAAACGACCACACGUACGAGGUGUAGCCAUGAAUGCUGUUGAUCAUCCACAUGGUGGUGGUAGAGGUAAACAAAAGGGUAAUAAGCAUCCUCGAUCGAUUUACGGUUUAUUACAACAUGUCAGAACUAGACGACCUAAAGAUAAGGAUGGUAAUAAAUCGGUUGUCACUGAACGACCAAGAGGUAAACAAACCGCUGCAAAGCAUUAA